Theobroma cacao (cacao) is the source of this 2255-nucleotide messenger RNA. RefSeq names its product FKBP-type peptidyl-prolyl cis-trans isomerase family protein (gene PAS1). Lineage: Eukaryota; Viridiplantae; Streptophyta; Magnoliopsida; Malvales; Malvaceae. The record is from RefSeq and is a predicted model, not a curated record. Gene Ontology annotation, molecular function: peptidyl-prolyl cis-trans isomerase activity; protein binding.
UUACAUGUCAAUCCAAAAUCGCAAGGCUUUCCGUUCUUAGUUUAGUUUGUUUGCUUACUGAGAAGAGAAAAUUGAACAUUUUUGAACUGUUAAUUAGAGAUAUCGAAGCCCAAUUGAAUAUAACUAUUUUAGUUGAAAUUAAGCUUAAUUUGAAGUUAAACGAACUUUGAUUGUAGUAAAAUCUUGCUCAAAUUCUUCAGUUAACGAUGGCGGUAGAGGAAGAUGCUGAGCAGAGCUAUUUACCGCAGAAGAAGAAAUCGGAAUCUGAUGAAGACAAGAGGAGAAAGAAAAUUAUUCCUGGAAGCUUAAUGAAAGCUUUGAUGAGACCUGGAGGAGGUGAAUCAAAUCCUUCAGAUGGUGAUCAGGUUAUUUAUCAUUGCAUAGUUAGGACGUUGGAUGGAGUUGUCAUCCAGUCUACGAGAUCAGAAAAUGGAGGGAAAGGUAUUCCGGUAAGAGAUGUAUUGGGCAAGAGCAAAAUGAUAUUGGGGUUGUUGGAAGGAAUUCCGUCAAUGUUGAAGGGUGAAGUGUCGAUGUUCAAAAUGAAACCUCAAAUGCACUAUGCCGAGGAUGACUGUCCAGUUCCAGUUCCAAGUAAUUUUCCAAAAGAUGAUGAACUCCAUUUUGAGAUUGAGUUGAUAGAUUUCUCCAAAGUCAAGGUCGUUUGCGAUGAUUUGGGAGUUUUGAAGAAGGUAGUAGAUGAAGGACAGGGUUGGGAAUCACCGAGGGAACCAUAUGAAGUAAAAGCUUGGAUUUCUGCAAAGACAGGUGACGGGAAGUUGAUUCUGUCACACACAGAAGGAGAACCAUAUUUCUUUACUUUUGGGAAAUCUGAGGUACCUAAAGGUCUGGAGAUAGGAAUAGGAACAAUGGCACGGAAAGAGAAGGCGAUCGUUUAUGUUAGAAAUCAAUACUUAACCCCAUCUCCCCUCCUGCCAGAGAUAGAAGGCUAUGAAGAAGUUCAUUUUGAGGUGGAGCUUGACCAUUUCAUCCAGGUGAGAGAUAUGCUGGGAGAUGGGCGCCUAAUUAAACGACGGCUACAGGAUGGAAAAGGGGAGUUUCCUAUGGAUUGCCCACUUCAUGACAGUCUUUUACGUGUCCAUUAUAGGGGCAUGCUUCUUAAUGAAGUAAAGACAGUCUUCUAUGAUACAAGAGUUAAUAACCAGGGCGACCCUUUGGAGUUCAGUUCCGGAGAAGGGAUGGUGCCUGAGGGAUUUGAAAUGUGUGUCCGCUUGAUGCUCCCAGGAGAGAUUGCACUUGUCACAUGCCCUCCUGAUUAUGCAUAUGACAAAUUUUCAAGGCCACCUAAUGUUCCUGAAGGUGCUCAUGUUCAGUGGGAAAUUGAGCUUCUUGGUUUUGAGAUGCCAAAGGAUUGGACUGGUUUGAACUUUCAGAGUAUAAUGGAUGAAGCAGAGAAAAUUAGAGUCACGGGUAACAGACUCUUCAAAGAAGGAAAAUUUGAACUUGCCAAGGCAAAGUACGAAAAGGUGCUUCGGGAAUUCAAUCAUGUUAAUCCACAAACUGAUGAGGAAGGAAAAGUGUUUUUAGACACUAGAAAUCUAUUACAUCUGAAUGUGGCCUUGUGCUUCCUCAAAAUGGGAGAAUGCAGAAAGUCCAUCGAGGCCUGUAAUAAGGUUUUAGAUGCAACCCCUGUACACGCGAAGGCUCUAUACCGUCGCGGAAUGGCUUACAUGGCGGCUGGAGAUUUUGAGGAAGCAAGAAGUGAUUUCCAAAUGAUGAUCAAAGUCGACAAGUCUGCAGAACCAGAUGCAACAGCUGCUCUAGCGAAACUGAAGAAGCAAGAGCAGGAAGUAGAGAGGAAGGCUCGGAAACAAUUCAAAGGACUAUUCGACAAGAAGCCUGGAGAAAUUGCAGAAGCUCAAGUUGAAGAUAGAGGUGGAGAUCAGGCCAGCGGUAGUGAAAACCAGAAGAACAGUGAGGAGUCGUCAUCAUCAUCAUCAGAUGGGGUUGACGAGUCUCAGGAUGUUCAUCGAGCUGCUGCUGGUCAACCUCGACUCGGCUGGCUUUACAACUUGUGGCCUCCCGGUGGAAGAGUACUUUCCGCUCUUGGGCUUCAAAGAUGUACCAUACUUUGACACUCUAAUGUCGGACCCUAAAACUUGUUUUGCUUCUGCAAAAAUGUCUUUUUAACAAGAAAAAAACAAUAACACAUGACAAAGGAAAGGAAGGAGACCAAGCAAUGUCCAAACCCAAAAAUUUUCUGAAAUUCUUUAGAAAUACAAUUAUAAUUACUUUUC